CUGUCACCAAUUCUUGUCAAUGUGUUUCUGUCUGUCUGUACUGUCAAUCCUAUUAGGCGGUAAGAGGGGAAGCUUUAGAAGAAGGACUUAGCUACUGGGCAGUCGGGGGAGCUAACUCAUUCAUUGAGUGAAUAGCUUGUAAUCAAGGAAAUUAUAUAGCACUUAGCUGAUAACAAUUCCAAUUUAUUUCCCAUACCCUAGCUAGUUUAGCUAUCUAGCAAGCAAGUAGGUCGGUCACUGCAAGUUCUCUAUAUCCGAGCCUUCCCUUUCUGUGAGAAUAGGAAAUAAGAUUACUAGUAGACAUUAUGGCGAAUUUGCUCACCAUGCAGUUUUGUACCACACUCAGAAAACCUGGGAAUCUGAAGCCUCUGAGAAGCACUUCUACAGCACUGACAAACAAACGAAGCUACAGCAGCAAAGAUAGCAAAGAUAGAGAGUACCUGCAUAAAAGCAUCGUGCCUACAAUGCACUACCAGAAGAGUUUACCCAGGUAUGUAAACAAAUGUGCAUUUCCUUUCUAGCAUGUUUUGGUUAUUUAGUUACUUCUUACCUCCUCCUAUUGCAUUAUCAAUCGUUGUUAGUAUCACAUCUUAAACAAUAAUAUAUUUUCUCUGAAAUAUAUCAAGUGCGCUAAAACCAGUUCUGUCAGUAGGUGACUGUUCAUGACAGUAAAGGGAAUGUAGGUGAAAGUGCACAUAGGUCUGAAUGAGAUACAGGAUGGCCACUGGGGGGAGUGGUUUGUAAAUAUGUACCACACAGCUGGGCUUAAAGUCCAUCAUUAUGCACUGCCGUAGAGAUACAAUAACAAUCCCAUUCAUAUCAUACUGUGAUUUAAUGAUGUGCAAUAUUUUACAAAUUCUACAGGCUACCAGUUCCGAAACUGGAGGAUACAAUCAAAAGGUAUCUGGCUGCUCAGCGGCCUCUUCUUGAUGACGACCAGUUCAGGUAAGCACCAGUCACCUUCCAGUUACUCACACUUAACACUUGAGGUGGUGCCUUGUAAAUAAUUUGUCACACACACAUUCAACUCCUUAAAAUAUGUUUGCAGUACCACAGAGAAACUGGCCCGUGACUUUGAGAAUGGAGUGGGGAAACAACUGCAUAAAGAGCUGGUAGCACAAGACAAGCAGAACAAGCACACCAGCUACAUAUCGGGUAUGGUUUUCCCAUUUUAACAGAAACCUCACAAUAUUAACCUAUGUAACUUUGAAAUAACCAUUGUUCAUACAUAGAACCCUGUAUUUUCAAAUCACAUUUUAUCUGUCACAUGCGCCAAAUACCAGUGGUGUAAACUACGUAAGUAAAAGUCUUUUUGGGGGGGUAUCUGUACUUUACUUUGCUAUUUAUAUUUUUGACAACUUUACUUUUACUUCACUACAUUCCUAAAGAAAAUAUUGUACUUUUAAUGCCAUACAUUUUCCCUGACAACCAAAAGUACUCGACAGGAAAAUGGUCCAAUUCACGCACUGAUCAAGAGAACAUCCCUGGUCUACCCUACUGCCUCUGAUCUGGCAGACUCACUAAACACAAAUGCUUCGUUUGUAAAUGAUGUCUGAGUGUUGGAGUGUGCCCCUGGCUAUCUGUAAAUGAUGUCUGAGUGUUGGAGUGUGCCCCUGGCUAUCUGUAAAUGAUGUCUGAGUGUUGGAGUGUGCCCCUGGCUAUCUGUAAAUGAUGUCUGAGUGUUGGAGUGUGCCCCUGGCUAUCCAUAAAUAUAAAUAAAAACCGCUGUCUGGUUUGCUUAAUAUAAGCAAUUUCAAAUGAUUUAUACUUUUACUUUUGAUACUUAAGUAUCAAAAGUAAAUGGAAUUGCAAAAAUAUACUUAAGUAUAUUUAAAACAAAACACUUUUAGACUUUUACUCAAGUAGUAUUUUACUGGGUGACUUUUACUUGAGUCAUUUUCUAUUAAGGUACCUUUACUUUGUAGCCAUUUGAUUAGCUGUUCAGCAGUCUUAUGGCUUGGGGGUAGAAGCUGUUAAGGAGCCUUUUGGACCUAGAUUUGGCGCACCGGUACCACUUGCCGUGCGGUAGCAGAGAGAACAGUCUAUGACUAGGGUGGCUGGAAUCUUUGGCAAUUUUUAGGGCCUUCCUAAUUUAACUAGUCAUCACAUCCUCCUCCUAGCCCCAUGGUUCGACAUGUACCUGUCAGCGCGGGACUCUGUAGUGCUGAACUUCAACCCCUUCAUGUCCUUCAACCCGGACCCCAAGACAGAGUACAACGACCAGCUAGUGCGAGCCACCAACAUGGUGGCUUCCGCUGUGCGCUUCAUGAAGACUCUCCGCGCUGGACUCCUGGAGCCCGAGGUGUUCCACCUGAACCCAGCUAAGAGCAACACGGACGGCUUCAAGAAACUCAUCCGCUGGGUCCCCUCCUCCCUGUCCUGGUAAUGAAAUGUACAGAUACAAUUAAAACAUUGUUCACAUUGAAUCAUCAACAGCCAGAUGCAUUGCACCAUCAUGCUUUAGCUUGUACUAAUUUGCAGCAUCAGUUCCUAGAUGGGCUUUACAAUAAGUGAAAAGGGAAAGACAAGAAAAUAUAGUAUAUAACUAAUCCAAACAAACAUUACAAAAUGGUUCACAAGUGGUUACAUUCUUGAUGUUCUUUAAUUUAUAGGUAUGGAGCCUUCAUGGUGAAUGCCUACCCUUUGGACAUGUCUCAGUACUUCCGCCUCUUCAAUGCGACCCGCAUCCCCAAGCAAGAGAAAGACGAGCUUUUCACCGACCCGAAAGGACGCCACCUACUAGUUAUGAGGGGAGGCAACAUGUACGUGUUUGACGUGGUGGACCGCGAUGGGAACCUGGUGAAGCCAGCGGAGAUCCAGGCCCACCUGAAGCACAUAAUGUCGGACCCGACCCCGGCCGCGGCCCACCCCCUGGGCCUGCUGACCAGCGAGAACAGGGACACAUGGGCCGGGCUGAGGGAGAAGCUCCUGGCUGCUGGGAACGGAGAGGUGAAUAUUUUGUUAUCCAUCAAACGUUUUUGUCUUGUCUUUUACCAUUAAGGACCACUUUGGAAAUAUAUAUUUUUCAAGUGAUAUCAAAUGCUUGUUGUUAAUGUAAUAUUUUUUUAUCCAAAAUACAAUGAUAUUCAGGUGCUGGGUCUGGUGGACAGUGCCCUCUUCUGUCUGUGUCUGGACGACGAGAGCAUGAAGGACCACAUCCACGUCUCCCACAACAUGCUGCAUGGGGACGGCACCAACCGCUGGUAUGACAAGUCCUUCAGCAUCAUCAUGGCCAAAUGCGGAAACGCCGCCAUCAACUUCGAGCACUCGUGGGGCGACGGCGUGGCUGUUCUCCGCUUCCAGAACGAGGUGUUCAAGGACUCUACGGAGAACCCACUGGUGAACCCUGGCUCCCAGCCUGCAGCCGUUGACUCAGCCGCCGCCGUGAGGAGACUCCAGUUCAACCUAGACGCAGAGCUAGAGAACGGGGUCACCAAGGCCAAAGAGAACUUCCACGCAGCCGUAUCCAAGCUCACCAUAGACGCCAUGCAGUUCAUGAAGGUAGAUGGAUCGUUUGCACUGAACCUGACCAUUGUUGCAACCAUUUUUCACUUUGAUGUUUGUUGCUGUCCCCCCCUGUCCUUUGUAUGUUUGGUAUUUUGGUAUUUGGUAUUUUAUUAGGAUCCCCAUUAGCUGUUGCAAAAGCAGCAGCUACUAUUCCUGGGGUCCACACAAAACAUGAAACAUGACAUAAUACAGAACAUUAAUAGACAAGAACAGCUCAAGGACCUAACUACAUAAAAAAUAAAUGUAAAGGCACACAUAGCCUACAUAUCAAUACAUACACACAAACUAUCUAGGUCAAAUAGGGGAGAGGCGUUGUGCCGUGAGGUGUUGCUUUAUCCGUUUUUUGAAACCAGGUUUGCUGUUUAUUUGAGCAAUAUGAGAUGGAACGGAGUUCCACGCAAUAAUGGCUCUAUAUAAUACUGUACGCUUUCUUGAAUUUGUUCUGGAUUUGGGGACUGUGAAAAGACCCCUGGUGGCAUGUCUGGUGGGGCAAGUGUGUGUGUGUCAGAGCUGUGUGUUAGUUGACUAUGCAAACUAUUUGGGAUUUUCAACACAUUAAUGGUUCUUAUAAAAAGAAGAAGUGAUGCAGUCAGUCUCUCCUCAACUCUUAGCCAAGAGAGACUGGCAUGCAUAGUAUUUAUAUCAGCCCUCUGAUUACAAUGAAGAGCAAGAUGUGCCGCUCUGUUUUGGGCCAUAUGUAGCUUAACUAGGUCUUUCCAUGCAGCACUGGACCACACGACUGGACAAUAAUCAAGAUUAGACAAAACUAGAGCCUGCAGAACUUGCUUUUUGGAGCAUCUCUUUAUUACGGACAGACCUCUCCCCAUCUUUACAACCAUUAAUCUAUAUGUUUUGACCAUGAUAGUUUACAAUCUAAGGUAACACCAAGUAAUUUUGUCUCCUGAACUUGUUCAACAGCCACACCAUUCAUUACCAGAUUCAGCUGAGGUCUAGAACUUUGGGAAUGAUUUGUACCAAAUACAAUGCUCUUAGUUUUAGAGAUGUUCAGGACCAGUUUAUUAGUGGCCACCCAUUCCAAAACAGACUGCAACUCUUUGUUAAGGGUUUCGGUGACUUCAUUAGCUGUGGUUGCUGAUGCUUAUAUGGUUGAAUCAUCAGCAUACAUGGACACACAUGCUUUCUUUAAUGCUAGUGGCAGGUCAUUGGUAAAAAUAGAAUAGAGUAGAGGGCCUAGAGAGCUGCCCUGUGGUACACCACACUUUGACAUUAGAGAAGCUUCCAUUAAAGAAAACUCUGAGUUCUAUUAGAUAGAUAGCUCUGAAUCCACGAUAAGUUUUUUCAACAACAGGUUAUAGUCAAUAAUAUCAAAGGCUGCACUGAAAUCUAACAGUACAACUCCCACAAUCUUCUUAUCAAUUUCUUUCAACCAAUCAUCAGUCAUUUGUGUCAGUGCAGUACAUGUUGAGUGCCCUUCCCUAUAAGCAUGUUGAAAGUCUGUUGUUAAUUUGUUUACAGAGAAAUAGCAUUGUAUUUGGUCAAACACUAUUUUUUCCCAACAAUUUGCUAAGAGCUGGCAGCAAGUUUAUAGGUCUACUGUUAGAACCAGUAAAGGCCGCUUUACCAUUCUUGGGUAGCGGAAUUACUUUGGCUUCCCUCCAGGCCUGAGGACAAAGACUUUCCUCUAGGCUCAGAUUAAAGGUAUGACAGAUAGGAGUGGCUAUAGAGUCAGAUACCAUCCUCAGUAGCUUUCCAUCUAAGUUGUCAAUUCCAGGAGGUUUGUCAUUAUUGAUCGAUAACAAUAAUCUUUACACCUCUCCCACACUACCUUUACAAAAUUCAAACUUCCAAUGCUUUUCUUUCAUUAUUUGUUUGGGAUGUAUUGCUGCUGCUGACAAAUCAAUUUUCCCUUGGGGAUUAAUAGUUAUCAUCCAUCUACCUAAAGGGUGGGAAGGAGCAGUUGAAGAAGAAGAAGCUGAGUCCGGAUGCCAUUGCUCAGCUUGCGUUCCAGAUGGGAUUCCUGAGGCAGUAUGGGCAGACGGUGGCCACAUACGAGUCCUGCAGCACCGCAGCAUUCAGACACGGUCGUACAGAGACCAUCCGGCCUGCUACCAUACACACACAGCGCUGUGCUCAGGCCUUCGUGCAACAGCCAGGAAAACACAGCGUUGAGCAACUGAUUGGCAUGCUCAGCGAAUGCUCCAAAUAUCACGGGCAGCUCACCAAAGAGGCGGCUAUGGGUCAGUCCAUUUUAUUUCUAGAUGAUCCGAUAUUUGAUCACUGAGUUGAAUAGAAUGUAGUUGAGUGAAAUGUUUUUGUUGUGGUCUCAAAUUUGGUCAGCCAUUAUCCAUAUUACAUUCUUGUCUUUUUCUGCAUGUUUCCCCCACCAGCCCAAGGCUUUGACCGGCAUCUGUUUGCCAUGAAGUACAUGGCCAACUCAAAGGGCCAGGCCCUACACAGCCUGUACCAGGACCCAGCCUACGCUGCCAUCAACCACAACAUCCUCUCCACCAGCACCCUGACCAGCCCUGCCGUUAACCUGGGAGGCUUUGCCCCUGUGGUGCCCGAUGGCUUCGGGGUGGGCUACGGCAUCCAUGAUGAGUGGAUCGGCUGUAAUGUGUCUAGUUACCCAGAGCGUAAUGUUCAUGAGUUCCUGCAGUGUGUUCAUAAGUCUCUAGACGACAUUUUCUCUGUUCUGGAAGGAAGGCCUCUCACCUAAAGAGAAGUCCAUCUUACUUUUACCGCAAAUCCUAACUUCCAUUUCAGUUGAAUUUUCGCCCAGUCAGGCAUUGACAUCAAGUGAAAAUUCAAAAUUAGUGGAAGUUGGGAUGAUUUCGACUGCAGUUGUAUAGUACAGUGAGAUGAAUGUCGGAUUUAAAAGACACUUUUCCUGAGGCAUAGUGUGGGUUGUAAGUACUGGUAUAGGUUAAUAAAGAGUGGAUAUCAAACAAGCUCUGCAUGGUUCAGCAGCAGGUAUAUUCCUAUACUGUCAAGUAGCUAUGACUGUACACAUAGAUUCAUAAUAAAUGCCCAAGGAAAUACCAAAUACACUAGUC
Molecule: messenger RNA, 6521 nt
Organism: Coregonus sp. 'balchen'
Lineage: Eukaryota; Metazoa; Chordata; Actinopteri; Salmoniformes; Salmonidae
Source: the annotation of a GenBank genome assembly